This is a messenger RNA of Myotis brandtii (Brandt's bat), 6373 nucleotides long. It is a transcript of the gene ASPM, whose product is annotated as abnormal spindle microtubule assembly. Bases 23 to 6214 code for a protein of 2063 amino acids. Gene Ontology annotation, cellular component: spindle pole. Lineage: Eukaryota; Metazoa; Chordata; Mammalia; Chiroptera; Vespertilionidae. Gene Ontology annotation, molecular function: protein binding. Gene Ontology annotation, biological process: mitotic cell cycle; establishment of meiotic spindle localization; spindle organization. The record is from RefSeq and is a predicted model, not a curated record. The transcript has 29 exons.
AACUCUAGGAAACAGGACCGAGAUGUUCCACACACCGUUGUUAGAAAAGCCUAAGGAAAAAAUUGUUAUUUCCGUUAAUUGGACACCGGUAAAAGAAGGCCGAGUGAGAGAGAUCCUGACAUUUCUUGUAAAUGAUAUUCUGAAACAUGAAGUUAUAUUACUAGGAAAUGCAGAAGAGCCAAGGAAGAAAAAGAGGAGUCUUUGGGAUACCAUCAAAAAGAAGAAAGUUUCGUCCUCUUCAAGCCACAAGAAAAGGAUUUCAAACAUUCAGAAUGUUAAUCAAACAUUUAGCGUUCCCCCCAAAGCUGACAGAGUUAGGAGCCCCCUACAAGCUUGUGAAAAUUUGGGUGGGAAUGAAGGCUGUUCCCCAACAGAAAACAAUUCUCUCAUCCUCCAAGAGAAUAAAAUACCCAUUUCCCCAAUUAGCCCCACUUUCAAAGAAUGCCAUGGGGACACGUGCUUGCCACUCUGUGUCCGGCGGUCCACCACCUACACAUCUCUCCAUUCACCCAAGAACGGGGAGCUGUGGACAUUAGAAGGUGCGCACAUGCGCAAAGAGUUUAAUGGGAAAGUCAUAACGGAAACUUCCUUUGACUCCUUGACUGGUAUCAACGGCCAGAUUGAAGAGGAUGGUAAACGUAGUCUUACCCCAAACUGUUCUUCCACUUGGAACAUUACCCAGAGCCAAGGGGAUUUUCUAAGUCCAGAUUCCUUUGUAAAGAACAGCCACAGAGCUAGUCAUAAACUAGAAUCAGUGACCGUUUCACCAGAUACGUUUCUCAAAGAUGAUUCAAGGCCCAGGCAUUUGGAAUCAAACACUAUACAUGAAAUUUAUCGGACAAUUUUAAGUCCCGAUUCCUUCCUUAAGGAUAAUUAUGGACUAAAUCAGAAGCUAGAAUCAGAGUCAGUGAAUCCAUUUGUAUCCCCAAAUCAAUUUGUCAGAGAUAAUAUGCCAUAUUUAUCUCUAUCUCAACCAACUUGUGAAUUAUCACCGCUGUCAAAAGAACAUUCUCAGGCCCCGCCGUCUCCUCCGGGGCAGAGAAAAAACGAAGUUUUGCGGUUUAUUCCUGGAAAUCAGGGUGCGAACUCUCCCAAAGCUAUUUUUGCAGAACCCGAGGCUUCGGAAAUGAUACCAGAUGGUCACAGUUUUACAAAACAGAAGCAGCCUGCAUUCCCCGCAGCUCAAGAUACUGCCGGACAGGCCCACGGUGCACAGCCCCGGAGACGCCCCAUACUCUCGGCCACCGUUACCAAACCGAAGCCCGCGGGCCCCAGAGAGCGCAGCAGGGAGGAGCCCAGCGAGCCCAAGGCCAGGCGAUGCCUUCGCAGCGCGGUGGGCGACUGCGGAAACGCAGCAGAGGACCAGGAGGAGGAGGAUGCUCUUCAUCCUUACCUCCCGGUUAUAGAUCCCGCGGGGGGCAACCCUAAGGGGUGCAGGAGAGCAGCUCCCUCCUGCAAGGCUGCCUUCCCGGCGCGGAAGAGGAAGAGUGGAGGAGGCGGGGAGGACGCAGCUGGGGCGAGCGCGGGUACAGGACAUGCAGGAGAACGAGAAAGCAAAAGGAUCCACUUUUCUCCCGUGGAGUCUCGAACCUCCACUGUGAAGAAAACAAACAUGCCGGGGACGCCUGCCUCCCAGUGUCGGAGCAGCCGAGGGAGGCCGCACCCGAAGAAGAAGGCCGAUUCUUUAGCAUUCAAAACUCCUAACUCUAAAACACACAAACGGACCCCACGCAUGGUUCCUGUGGCCCAGGCUAGUUUGACCUUCAUAAAACGCUUGAAAACAGACAUCCCUAGGCACCCGAUGCCAUUCGCCGCGAAGAACAUGUUCUAUGACGAGCGCUGGAAGGAGAAGCAGCAGCAGGGCCUCACGUGGUGGCUGAACUUCAUCCUGACGCCCGACGACUUCGCCGUUAAGACACACGUCUCGGAAGUGAAUGCCGCCUCUCUCCUCCUGGGCGGGGAGAGCCACCACAAGCUGAGCGUGCCCAGAGCCCCCACCAAGGAGGAGGUGUCGCUCCGGGCUUACACGGCCCGGCGCCGGCUGAACCACUUGCGUCACGCAGCCUGUCGCCUGUUUACUUCCGAGAGCAUGGUGAAGGCCAUUAAGAAGCUCGAGGUGGAAAUCGCAGCCCGGCGGUUAGCUGUCCGGAGAGACAGGCACCUCUGGAAGGACGUGGGAGAGCGGCAGAAAGUCCUCAGCUGGCUGCUGUCCUACAACCCCCUGUGGCUGCGCAUUGGUCUGGAGACAGUGUUUGGGGAGCUCAUCGCGUUGGAAGACAACAGUGACGUCACUGGCUUGGCUGUGUUCAUUCUGCACCGCCUGCUGUGGAACCCGGACAUCGCCGCUGAGUACCGGCACCCCUCCGUCCCCCAUCUGUACCGAGACGGCCACGAGGAAGCCCUGUCUGCCUUCACCCUGAAGAAGCUGCUGCUGCUGGUUUGCUUCCUGGAUCGCGCGAAGCUCUCGCGGCUCAUCGACCACGACCCCUGUCUCUUCUGCAAGGACGCGGAGUUCAAGGCUAGCAGAGAUGUCCUGCUGGCGUUCUCGCGAGGCUUCCUCAGCGGGGAAGGCGACCUGUCGCGCCACCUGAGCUGGCUGGGGUUGCCCGUCAGCCACGUCCAGACGCCCCUGGACGAGUUUGACUUUGCCGUCACGAACCUUGCUGUGGACUUGCAGUGCGGGGUGCGCCUCGUGCGAACCAUGGAGCUGCUCACACGGAACUGGGACCUCUCGAAGCAGCUCCGCAUCCCUGCCAUCAGCCGUCUCCAGAAGAUGCACAAUGUUGACCUUGCUCUGCAGGCCCUGCAGUCCCGCGGGAUCUCGUUACAGGACGAGCAGGGAGGCGCGAUCCUGGCCAAGGACAUUGUGGACAGGCACCGGGAGAAAACCCUCGCGCUGCUGUGGAAAAUAGCUCUGGCGUUCCAGGUGGACAUUUCUCUUAAUUUAGAUGAGUUAAAAGAAGAAAUCGACUUCUUGAAGCGCACGUGGAGGGUGAAGAGAAGCACGCCUGCGCGCUCCCGCCCUGCGGACGCUGUUCUCAGUGAGAAGACGGACACGAGGCCGAGCGACUCCUCGGAGCAGCGUCCCGAAAGCAUCAGGCUGUUGAUGGAGUGGGUGCAGGCCGUCUGUGCCUUCUACAGCGUCAAGGUGGAGAACUUCACGGUGUCCUUCUCGGAUGGCCGCGUGCUGUGCUACCUGAUCCACCACUAUCACCCCCGCUGUGUGCCGCUGGACGCCAUUCGCCAGCGGACCUCGCAGACCGUGGAGUGCGCGCAGUCGGGCUCCGUGGUCCUCAAUUCCUCUUCCGAGUCGGAUGAGAGCUGCCUGGACCUGUCCCUGAAAGCCCUCGAGCUGGGGAAAGCCCCCGAGCUGCACCGGGAGCUCCUGGAAAACGAGAGGAGGAACUUCCAGCUGGUGAGCUCUGCGGCCAGGGACCUCGGCGGGAUCCCUGCUAUGGUGCAGCACGCGGACAUGUCAAACACGAUUCCGGACGAGAAGGUGGUCGUCACCUACCUGUCGUUCCUUUGCGCGCGGCUGCUGGACCUCCGCAGGGAAACUCGGGCUGCGCGGCGCAUCCAGGCGGCGUGGAGAGAGUACAAGCUGAGGGCAGACCUGCGGCGCCAUCAGGAGAGAGACCAGGCUGCAAGAAUCAUCCAGGCGGCUGUGCUGGGCUUCCUCACCAGACGGCGGCUGCGGAAGGAGGCUCAGGCCGCGCUGGCCGUUCAGAGGCGCUGGCGAAGACUCUGCCGGCGGAGGGCGGUCCUGAGGGCGCAGCAGGAGCAGCUGGAGAAGGCGCAGAGCCAGGCGGCAUCGGUGAUUCAGAGAAAUUGGAGAAGGUAUUCCGCUAGGAAGCAGUUUCUGAGAUUGAGACAUUAUUCCGUCGUCCUGCAGUCUCGGAGAAGAAUGGUGGCUGCCGUCGCUUCUUACAAACGCCACCUGUGGGCCGCAGUGACCAUCCAGAGGCACUGGCGAGCGUGUGUGAGGCGGAAACAGGACCAGCAGAGCUACCGGGCGCUCCGAGCCUCGUGCCUGGUCAUCCAGGCUGCCUUCCGGAGGUGGCGGCGCCGGGAGCACGAUUUCGGGGCUUUCGAGCCCGAAAGCUGUUUCAGAGGAAGCAGGGCCGCGAGAGCCCGGGGUCAGCGCAGACAGACUCAGGCGGCCUGCGUGCUCCAGGCGUAUUGGCGAAUGAGACGAGAGAGAGCUCGGUUUCUAAGCCUCAGGCAAACGGUCAUCAGAUUGCAGGCGCUCGUAAGAAAACAUCAUCAGCUGCAGAAAUACAGGAAGAUGAAGAGCGCCGCCCUCGUGAUUCAGGUCCAUUUUCGCGCUUACGUUGCAGCCAGGAGGGCCCGAGCGUCCUACCAGGAGACGCGCGCUGCGGUGCUGGUGCUGCAGGCUGCGUGCCGGGGGAUGCGGGCCCGCAGGAGGUUCCGUCUCGCCCGCACAUCCGUGGUGAAGAUCCAGUCCCACUGCCGCGCGUGCAUCGCCAGAAGGAGGUUUCUGAGCCUAAAACACGCCGCAGUUCAGCUGCAGUCCAUCGUGAGGAUGAGACAAGCCCGUGCACGGUACUUACGGUUAAGAGCGGCCGCCCUGUUCACCCAGCGGAGGUUCCGGGCCCUGAAGACGGCCGCGCGGAGGAGGGAGGAGUACCGGCGGGUGCGGGCAGCCUGCAUCCGGCUGCAGGCCUUCGCCAGGGGGCACCUGGUCCGCAGGCAGCUGCGGCUGCAGAGUUCCGCUGCUGUCACCCUGCAGUCCUGCUUCCGCAUGAGAGAGGCGCGGCGGCGCUUCCUGCGGGUGCGCAGCGCGGCCCUGGUCAUCCAGAGGGCCUACCGCGCGCGCCAAGCACGGCUCCGCCGCAGGAAGCGCUGGCAAGUGCUCAGGGCAGUGACCCGCCUGCAGGCAGCUUACAGAGGCUACCGAGCUCGCCAGCUCCUCCGGCGCCGGGAGGCCGCGCGUCUGAUCCAGGCCCGCUAUCGGGCCCACCGCCUUGGGAGGGAGCAGCGGCUCUGGUAUCUGAAGACCAAGGCGGCCGUGGUGACUCUACAGGCCCGGGUCCGAGGUUGGCUGGUGAGGAGAAGGCUUUUAGAGCAGCCAGCCACAGUCAGGCUCCUCCACUUCUCGGCCACCGCCCGCUGCCACCUGGCUGCCGUGCGAAUCCAGAGAGCGUAUCGGCGCCACGCGGCCGUGAGGAGCGCGGAAAGGCACCUCGAUUCCGUCAUCUGCAUCCAGAGAUGGUUUCGGGCGAGGCUGCGGCUGAGGAGGUUCAUGCAGAUCUGUCACAGCGUCAUCGACCUCCAGCACGAAGUUCAGGAGCGGCGGCAGCACAGGGCGGCCUCCGUGAUCCAGGCGGCCGCGCGCCGCUUCCUCCUCCGCAGGAAGCAGGAGCGGCUCCGUCACGGAGUCGUGAAGAUCCAGGCACUGUGGAGGGGCUACGCUCUGAGGAAGAAGAAUAAUUGUACAAAAAUUAAAGCCAUUCGCAGAAGUCUUCACGCUCUGAGUGGGGAGGUUCGAGAAGAAGACAAACUGUACAAGAGAACCGCCCUGGCCCUGUUCCACCUGUUGACAUACAAGCACCUGUCGGCUGUCCUUGAGGCCCUGAAGCACCUGGAGGUCGUCACGAGGCUGUCCCCGCUGUGCUGUGAGAACAUGGCCCAGAGCGGGGCGAUUCUCAAAAUAUUCCUCCUGAUCCGAAGCUGUAACCGCAGCGUCCCUUGUAUGGAAGUCGUCAGCUACGCGGUGCAAGUCCUGCUGCACGUCGCCAAGUACGAGAAAACGACGGACGCGGUGGGCGCCGUGGACGGCUGCGUGGACACGCUGCUGGACCUGCUGCGGAUGUACCGGGAGAAGCCGGGCGACAAGAUCGCAGACAAGAGCGGGAGCAUUUUCACCAAAACCUGCUGCUUGUUGGCUGUUCUGUUGAAGGCGCCGAGCCGAGCCUCGGAUGUUCAAAGCAGGUCCAAGGUGGCCGACUGCGUGUACAGUAUCUACAAGCUCACAGCUCAUAAGCAUAGAGUGGACGCCGAGCGAAUACUUCACAAGCAGAGUCAGAACUGCUCCGUGAGCCUUCCCCGCCUCCCCGAAACCCCCGCCCGGGCCCGGAUGGUGGCACGGCUCCAGCCAGGCUGGGUCUUGAGGAGGGACAACGUGCAGGAAAUCACGGCCCCCCUGCAAGCUGUGCAGCUGGUGAUGGACACGCUUGGCGUUCCUUACCCGUGACGGGGGCAGCUCCGCGUGUGCAGGGAGAGGACAUUGUAAAGCGAAUCAUGGCUGUGGAAAGUGCUUGGAUUUUUUUCUAGAACGAAGAUCAGAUUGUGUAUUAAAAUGUAAGAAAUAUGUAUAUCAAUAAAGUUUCUACCUUUGUCAUUGUUUCUUUUA